GAGGAACAAGACACCCUGAGCGCUUACUCUUGUGUGCUUCUACUGAUGAGAUUCCACGCAAAACUCCACAAAAGCCACCUUCUUUGAUUCAACAAAUCAACAUCCAAUUUUAAAAAUCCCAUUUUGUUUUCCCUUCUUUUUUUCUUAUAUAAUCCAAUUUUCCCUUUGAAUACUCCUUCAUCUGGGGUGAAGAUGGACGCCAAUGACUGGGUAGUUCUUUCUGAUGACAGUCUUUUUGAUCUCAACGAAGAUUGUGUUGAGAAGCAGGUCUUUUUGGGGAAAAGAAACUUGGAUUCAAAAAGUGUUUUUGAUGUGGAUGACUAUUACUUCUGCACCUCACCAAAAUUCAAGAAAACCUCCGAGGAAUCAAGGAAUUUUCAUGUGAGGGUUUCCCAAGAGCCUGUCCAUAUUCCAAUUCGAUUGGAAUCAAGAAUUGGGGAGGCCCCAGAUGAAGGGUUAGUGGAAGAAACCACAAAGGAACAUGUUGAGGUCACUCUUGUGCCAUCAUCACCUAUUGCCGCUGAGAAAAUCAAAGGAGUGGUUUUGGAAGCUGAUAAAGACACUUUACCACAUAUUUUGUCAAAAUUCAGGGAAAUUGAGUCCCCAAAGUCUAUUGGUAUAGGAUUGUUCCUUAAACCUGACAUGGGUGGUUUGAAAUUUGAGGGGAUCGGUAGUGAGGCACAGGAGAUGCCCAGAAUGAAGAUUGAUAGAGAUGUGACUCUUAUGGACUCUAGCAAUGAAGUGGAGGACUCUGGUGAUGGUUUUAACUUUUGGAAGUGGAGCAUGAAUGGUGUUGGAGCUAUCUGUUCAUUUGGGGUUGCUGCUGCCACAAUCUGUGUUCUGAUCUUUGGCAGCAACCAAAAGAACAAGUUCCACCAGGAUCAGAAGAUUCGAUUCCAGAUCUACACUGAUGACAAGAGGAUUAAGCAGAUGGUUGAGCAUGCAACCAAGUUGAAUGAAGCAGCAUUUUCAGCAAUGAGCGGUCUUCCUCUAUGCAGAGCUCGCAUAACUUGCGGUGGUUUCUGUGAUGGUGUUUGAUUUAGGCAUUGAUUUAGGAAGUUUGAGAUACUACCAUGAGUCAACGACAUGGAAGAAGUGGCCAAAAUCUUCUGUUCAAGAUCUAUCAUAUAGCUUUUUUCUUCUAUGUAAAUAAAAUAAGUAGGUUUGGUGCUGGUAAAUUAAGCUACAGAUUACAUUAAUAUUAUCUGUUUGAUUUUGAAGGUUGGCUAAAGUAGUGAAAUAAUUGGUUGAAUUAAAGUGGGAUAGAGUAAGAAUAAGUAUAGAAACUUUAGGCAUGUUGGUACAAAUCUUGGCACAAGUAGGCAGAACUAAGAGUGACAGCAAUUAUAAACUUUUGGGAAAUAAAGUGAAGUCAUUAGAAAACAUUUCUUUUCUUUCAAGCAACUCUAUCACCAUUGU
Vigna umbellata (rice bean) is the source of this 1419-nucleotide messenger RNA. RefSeq lists its product as uncharacterized. NCBI's taxonomy places the organism in Eukaryota, Viridiplantae, Streptophyta, Magnoliopsida, Fabales, Fabaceae. The record is from RefSeq and is a predicted model, not a curated record.